GCGGCUGCGUCUGCAGCAAACGAAUCAAUAUUAUAGUGGAGGGACUUCGACUUGCAUUGAUUGAGUGUUGACUUUCUAUGCUGGUGUAGUCAUCAUCAAGUUUUUGUGAUCACGAAAAGUUUGAUUCGAUUUCUUGAAGUCCUUAGCUACAUAAAGUUGCUACAAUACUUUUUACGUUCUAGGCGUACUACUUUUACUUGUACUAGUUUAUCGCAGGCUUUAUUUUGUGGUAUGUGCUGCAUGAAAAUGAAACUCAUACAUCACCUUGGGGCGCUUCGCCCGCGCUUGUCUCGACACCUCGCGACGGCAAUCUAUCCUAUCCUAUCCUAUCCUAAACUCAUAAGUGCAAUGACAAAAAUGAAGUGUAAAAAAAUCAAAAUGUCGCGACGCAGUUUCUUCGUUUUCCUUCAGCUAGGGCUCGCCUUCACCGUGACACCCGUAGCAGCGUUUCUCAGCGGAGUAACACAAAUAUUCGGAUACCUCCAUGUUGACAACAGCGACGACUACAUCCUUUAUGGCUACAGCGAGAGAGCCGGAGGAGGACGUCACCAUGGACAUGGCCACGUCCGCUUGGAGAGUCUGUGGCAUUUUAAGGGUAGAGCUUAGGUGUUCCUGUUACCGUUGGUUUCGCCUUUCUUAGGGGGGAAAGACACGCACAUACUCACUCUUUUAUGGCACUAGAGGACAACACACGGUAAUCUAACACCAAGACCCUGCAACCUCUAAGCUAGGCGUGACGAAUGACUUCUUCUCGAGCGGGCGGCUAAGAGAGACGCGCCCUCAGUCAAUUUGUUAAGGCACCAAGCUGCUAGAACUAAAAGCCGUCCUUCGCAGCGAUUGAGUGUAGUUUGGUCUUUCAUCUGAAAAGGAUGCCUAAGAAGUUAUUCCAUGUUUUUUUAUUAUCGUUAUAGACUUUCUAUUUCUUGUCAAGAACGUUCUUCUUGAAUGAAAAUGUGCAUAAGUAGUACGUUUCAACACUUGGGGUUGUGCUGCAAACUUGUAGUAGCAGUAGUGGCUCUAAGCCAGGCGCACCCACACUCGAUCGACCGGAUAUCGCGAAACAACGACCACCUAUUAUAUCACCAUGGAUGCUGAGCUGGACCGGGACGUUGGGUAAUCGAGCUUAAAUCUUCUAUAUGCUCGGCUGAACUAGUUGUUUGUAGAACAAAUACCUUCAGGGUGUUUGUUGUUGCUUUUUCUAGCUACAACAUCGACAACGAACGAGCCAACAGAGCAAUUUUGCCUUUCGCCACCAGGGAAUACAAAUUGGUGGUUGUAAUAGAGUCCUUUCUUCAGAAAAUUUUCAUCAUCAUGUACUGACUGGCGCCUGUUACAUACUAGCCUUUCACAACUACAAAUGCCUCCUUUGAUAAUUUGCUCUCAUCUUGUGCUCUUAGCUCGCUGACAAUGCUCUCCGUAGGAGAGGACCUACGUAAAGCUACCCUAGUACUAAAUAAAAUAGGCCAGGUUCCUCACAGAAGGUAGUACAUCCAUGACAUUUUUCUUUAUAACUUUCCACGUUUCUUCACAGGGAUCCUGAUGGUACGAGCGAAUCCCGUCUCCCUACGGGGCCGUAUGAAAGAGAUUGCACCGCAGAAGAAUUAACUGAAGCCGCCGACAGGAUAGCGAAUGCGAAGUGGCGGGCAACCCGUGAUGUGAUUAUUUUAUGACUUCAAAAUUGUUGAGUCUCGUAGUUAUGUACAUCAAGUUCUGCGGUCGGGGAUCCAUGUCAUCUGGUUACUACAUGGCUCUUUGCUAUUUGAUGAUGUUGAAGGAACACUACCAAUUUUUAGUGGUCGUUUCUUCGCUGUCGUGAUUUUCUAAUUCACUCUCUCUGCUUAGGCUUUGGCAUCCUCGCUGUGGUAUUUGGGAGUACCUGGAUCGUUUCCUGUUGCAAAAAAAAGGGAAAGUGUGGCUAUGGGUGCAAUUUUUUAUCCUCGAAUAUGUUUCGUGCAGCUUUUUGUUUUUGACUGCAUGUGAUCAUGGACAUAGUUAGAUUCACGAGAUGUGCCAGAAGCAGGGCAAAAGCUUGCAUUCUUGCCAGUGCCGCAGCUAGGAAUCUAAGUACGACUUGAUUACGUUUUGCUAUCGUUGCCUUGUCAAAAGCAAAUAGCUCUUCUAAUCAGAAGGACAAAAGGAUACGGGAAAGUACGGCCUAGCUUCUGUGUCGUCCACAGAGGAUGAAGACGAGGACCUCGAGAAAGGCGAGAUAAACGGUUCAAAUGAAGAUUGUGAUGAGACGGAGAAGCGUGCAAUGCUUUUAAGAGAAAAGCAGAACCAAAAAGAUCACAUCACUGGUUCAGCGAUCGCCAACGGUAUGGAAUACGGAACGCAAGAUGGCCCUAUGUUGGCAUACAUGAAGCAGUUCCGAGGAACCAAAGAACAAGAAGUUCCUGACCAUCCUGGUCCUUAUUCUACAUCUACGGGCGAGCAGAAUAAUCAACACAUCACUCACACCUUCGGACCGAAGUUUUGAAGUUUGACUGCGUAUGUCUUCCGUACACCUACACGGAAGUUCUCGCCAGCAUUAAGCUCAAGCUGCAUAUUUGACUAAGCAGACUACGACCGCAGCCGGACUACGGCAAAUUUCAAGGCCGCUUGGCGAAACAAUAAUGGGUUCGGUGUGCUUUUUACUCAUGAGUCUACAUUGCUACGGUCCUCACAUUGCUUUGAGGUCCUGUAAAAAAUCUGGUGAUGCUGGGGAACAACACGCUAUCCAAAAAAUACUGUCGAAAUUGGUGUUUGAUUGCUGUAUUAAAGGAAGCAAAAAAAUGCAAAAGAAGUUGGUAAUUGAUUAAUGUACUUGUACAACCAGACCUGUACAACUUAUCAAUGAGUUGCAGAUCAAUACGAAUUCGCUCUCUUUUCUAUGAUAUUCAAGCUUUGUCUUUGGGCACUUGCUCAUCCUUGUUGGAGACAAGGCAAAAUGCAACGUAGACCAAUAUUAUAAUGGGAGUGAUUCACAAAUUGUAAACGCAAGAACUGCAAAUUAAUAAGACUACUUACUCCCCAAAAUACUUACUAGCUGGAGCGAGAAGAUAUUAUCUACCUACCAAUGUUGUUUUCAUUGAGAUUCAGCUGCAACUACUUGCUGUAGUUGUGAAGUUGUUUCUGGCGACCAGACGCUCCACUUUCAGGAUGUUUAUCUCGCCAGUGGUAGAGAAUGACUACCAGCAGAGACGCACAAUGAUAAUGAAAGUCCUUAGGAGCAAGUGCCACUACGUUUGUCUUUAUUAUGCUCACGAUGUGAUGGCUCAAAGUAUAAUUCUUCGAGAUCCUCUUUCUUGGUGAGGGAUAAUCCUCCGCGCAGUAUUUUUCCACACGCAUGAACUUGAUGAGCUUCUCGAUAUUGAGGAACUUGUUGAGAAAAGUCAUAGUUGUUUUCUUAUCUUUUGCAUCGACCACGUGCGAGCAGGUGCAAGACUGUGUGUCAUUAUUGGGAACAAGGUUGAAAAGCAU
Messenger RNA from Amoebophrya sp. A25, 3459 nucleotides. The record is from the annotation of a GenBank genome assembly. NCBI's taxonomy places the organism in Eukaryota, Dinophyceae, Syndiniales, Amoebophryaceae.